CAAAUGUUCAGGAGUGUUUUGUUGGUUCUCGCGGAGCUUGUCGGGGUGUGUUGUCCAGGCCAUCGUGGCGAUGUCAGGGGAUGUCCUGAAUCUGUAUCGACGAGCCGUGUAACCGUCUGGGGAGAGACGGGGUCAGGGCCGCUCUCAUGGGCCCGACCCGGAGCUUGCCUUGCAGUGAGGCCGUUCAGAGGUGGACAAUCCACAGCAGAUCCGUGCCCGAACACAGACAGGUCCUUUAUCCACAGAUUGCCGUCAUGGUUUCUCUCCUGCUGUAGCCACUUUCGCUUCAAGCCCCCAGGGCUGGCGCGGGCGGGCGAAAGUGGACUCGGCACAUCGCACACCAGCGGCUACGAAACGGUCCUGCGCGUCCCCGGCCAGGGCGCGCCCUGGUCGCCAUGGGGCAGAGCUUGUCCGAGCAGUGGCAGCGUGUCACCGGUGACCCACAGUACCUCUGCGGCGCGCAGCCAAACGCCGUCGGCCUCGCCGUCUCGGGGGUCUGGACCCGCCUCUUCGGCAAGCGUGAGGUGUGCAUCAUUAUGGUUGGUCUCGACGGAGCUGGCAAGACUACUGUGCUGUACCGGAUGAAGCUCGGCACGAUAGUGACCACAGUCCCCACGGUGGGUUUCAACGUGGAGAGGCUUGAGUACCAAAACCUUGUAUUCACAAUUUGGGACCUCGGAGGCCAGACGAGGACACGCAAGCUUUGGGAGCAUUACUAUCAGAACACGGACGCUCUCAUCUUCGUGGUGGACAGCUCCGACCGAGAACGCAUAGAGGAAGCCCACGAAGAGCUUCUGAAGAUGCUUCAUAGAGAGGAGAUGAGGGACGCGGUGUUGCUGGUCCUGGCCAACAAGCAGGAUUUGCUUGACGCCAUGACGACGCAAGAGCUCACCACCAAGCUUGGGCUAAAUGGCCUCGGCAGGAGCCGAAAGUGGUUGGUACAGGAGACAACUGCGACGGUCGGGGACGGGCUGUAUGAAGGUCUCGACUGGCUUGCUCUUACUGUCGCCACCAACCACACGGGCCAGCGGCGGUAGGCCUUCUGCAUCACGGAUUGUUGUUGUCUCACACGAUUGUGUCUUUUCUUAUUCCGAGUUCUCUUGCUUGUCUUUGUGUCCUAGCUUGUCGCUGCAGCGCCCGCGCCAAGUGUGCAAUGAGAAGGCAGGCCUGAAGGGAUGAUUGCGUUUUUUUCCCGCGAGCCAGCAGCGUUCAGGAUUGCGGGCGGUAGUCUUACCUGAUGUGUUCUUUCUUUGAUCGGCGGGAGCAGUGACAGCAGGGCCAAAGCAUCUGAUAGUGCACGAUCUGAUUGCCCAAUGUGCAACUAAUCAAGUCUCCAGGCGACGAGCACCACUCGUUGUUAUCCUACUCCCCUUUCCUCCCAUGAAGAUGGCCCGGGUUGCGAUCAUCGACCAGAAAGCAUCUUGGGUAAAUGUUCACCACGGAUAGCAGCAGUUCAGAGCACAUGUAUCACAGCCAUCAUUGUUGGAAAUCAUCGGCGCCACACCAGCUCCUACAUGCAGACCCAUUAAUGCUGAUUGCAUUGUCCAGAUCGAAAUGCUUCGGGCAGUUGAAGAUCGAAUAUGUGCCUUGACAAUGGGGUCUCUGACCGGAGGAUAAUCACGACCAGCAGUUCUGUGAUCCCAAACGUUUGCCGUGCGAGGCUUGCCACCCACAGUUUGCAACCCUCUGCGCGAUGACUUCCAAAAGACUCC
Molecule: messenger RNA, 1712 nt
Organism: Prorocentrum cordatum
Lineage: Eukaryota; Dinophyceae; Prorocentrales; Prorocentraceae
Source: the annotation of a GenBank genome assembly